This is a messenger RNA of Thalassophryne amazonica, 4398 nucleotides long. It is a transcript of the gene tacc2, whose product is annotated as transforming, acidic coiled-coil containing protein 2. Gene Ontology annotation, cellular component: cytoplasm. The transcript is spliced from 19 exons. Gene Ontology annotation, biological process: cell population proliferation; mitotic spindle organization; cerebral cortex development. Lineage: Eukaryota; Metazoa; Chordata; Actinopteri; Batrachoidiformes; Batrachoididae. The record is from RefSeq and is a predicted model, not a curated record. Bases 421 to 3528 code for a protein of 1035 amino acids.
GGGAGGAGGCAGAGCAGCAACACAGCUCAGAGGUAUCAGCAACCAAACAGGCGCCUCAUGCAAGAUGAUAAGAGGGAGAGCCAUUUCUAUUCCAUCACAUUUCUUCUGGAUUAUUUUCUGAGAUUCGUCCUGCUCUUGCUGCCUUAUUUGUCAGUGAGGAGUACCUACGGAGGAGAAGAGCAGUGGGGAUGCUUUGCGUAAUGUGAGAAGCUCUCACUAUUCAUCUGCUGCUUUGCUCCUGAUGUGAACGGGACUCUGUUGUCUUCUGCACUGCAGCACAGGAAACUCAGCGUGCCUUAAACACAAACUGCAAGGAUCGCCGCGACGGGAGAAGGGGGUUGAAGCUGCAGGUGCAUGUGGAGGUGGGGGGCCGGGGAGCAGGAGCCACCAGGGGAGGGCAGGGGGCUGAGGUAGCUGACGAUGGGAGCCAACGAGUCCAUGGAGCAAGGACAGACCCCCUGUCCCCUUCAGGAACACAUGAGCUCAGAUUCUGAUGGUGCAUUUGAGACCCCUGAAUCCACGACUCCAGUGAAAGCUGUUUCUCCUGCAGAACCUCCAAACCAACUACUCACAUCCACUGACAUAGCCACAGAGACCUCUGUCAAUGACCUCACCUCUGACGUGACUUCAACGAGCCCUCCCUGCCGUUCCUCCUCUUUUGUUUUUGAUGAGAACAAGCCCAUUGCAGCCAGUGGCACAUACAACAUUGAGCUUUUUUCUGGAGAAUCCAGUCACUCAUUAACUCGUUCCCUCAGCCUCCAGGGAGGAGAACUAGACAACUGUGAUCUGCUAGAUGGAUGUACAACCGGCUUUCGUCCGCAUGCUGAGUCGUUUAGCAUAGGCACUGAUAGCACCCCAGGGACAAUCCACAGGCCCAAGAAAGUUUGUUCUGGAUCUUUGAAAAAGAAGCCAAUCAUCAAACAAAACUCCAAUCCUGAGAGUCCAAAACAGGCCUCAUCCAGCUUCACCCCAGAGAAUAAGAAGCACACAAAGCCACGAACUGCCAGCCCUCUUCAGCUGCAGGAAGAAGCAGAAGCACCCUCCAGCCCGGGAGGAACACUUCGAAAGACAAGGAAGAGCUGUGUGGAGACUCCUCCCCCUCUCCCUGAGGAGACCAAUCAUACCAGGCAAGAGGAGAGCCUUGCCAUCCCUGUCAUACCCUUGUGCCAGGAGGACUCCCCUCUACCUGGUAGUCCAACUAUCAAAGAAGAAUCUCCAAUCCCUCCCAGUGGCUCCUAUAAGUGGGAUCCAGACAAUUUUGAUAACAUCAAUCCAUUCCAGACAGGAGGUAGUAAAAUUGCCAACUCCCCUCUUCUGGAGCGUAAAACUGUCUUGUGUGCUCCUGUUGCAAGUCCGCCAGUGAGUCCCCCCUUUCCUACUGGGGAGCCACCUCAACACAGCAAGCCAGCCCUCCUUAAAGAGACGGUUACAAACCCUGAAGAGCAACCGAUCAUCACCAAACAUCAGUCACUAAGGCUGGAGUUUGAUUAUUCUGAGGAGAACAGUGGGGUCUCACAUCAGGCUUCUCCCCCACCCAAACUGGGCAAGAAGCCUGGUGCCAAUAAGAUGCCUCUGAGGAAACCAAAGCUGGGGCUGAAGAAGGUUCCAUCAGCUCCACCAGAACAUCUGGACAACAGCCCUCCAGCAACCCACAAUGGAAAUGAAGAUGAAAUACCUGCUCCUAAAGGAUCUUACCACUUUGAACCUGACAAGUGGGACGAUCCAAACUUUAACCCAUUUUCUUCAAAAAAAGGCAUCGCCAACUCCCCCAAACUAUCCAGACCUUCUUAUAGCUUUGAUCCCAAUAACUUUGAUGACUCUAUAGACCCUUUCAAAUCCCUCAACAAGAUGGACAACUCACCUCCCAAGGCAUCAGCCUCCUUUGACUUGCCAAUCAACGACUAUGAUGUUGAAAAUGACAAUGAUAACAUUGGAGAACUGGAGGACCAGAAUCAGAACAAACCUGCCAAGAAGAAAAAAACUCCCAUCAAAUCGAAGUCCAGGGGUGUGUCUUCUCUAUGUUGUCUGUUUAACACUUUCAGAGUGAAGAGGUCACCAAGGAAGUCUGCAAUGUCUGACCCAUCUCAAGACUCACCUGUAGAUGAACCUUCCUCGGUCCACCCACAGGAUGACCACGCUACAGACGAGGAGAAGCUGGCCUCCUCUACCGGUCACAAGUGGGCAGCUCUGCAUGACAUGGAUGCAGAUUUGACUUCUGACUCACAAGACGUCCCUCAGCCGUCUGACCUCACAACCUUCGUAAAUGAGAACAGUCUCGGACGUCAGCCUUCAGGGUCAGACUAUGAAAUUGAGUACAUGGAGAAGAUUGGCUCUUCUUCGCCUCCACUGUCUGUGAAGAAACCAUCUUUGUAUCUUAAGUUGGACUCGGUAUCUGACAACGUGAUGAAGAAUGCAUGCACCCAUGGAUCUGGUCCCAGUUCUCCCUGCACAGGGAGCUUUGAGGAGAUGGAGGCUCAGAUAACAGCAGGUAUGCAGACACCUGUGCUGAGCUGCAGACCUGGUCCUAAAGGCUCUGCUGGGGAUAAGGGCAGGAAGAGAGAAAGCGAGGCACUCAGCCGGACACAGAGCGCAGAGAGGGACGAGCAGCCCCCUGUCCAGCGCCCUGUGGAGGCCCCGCCUAUGCCUCUGUUAGACAGACUGUCAGAGUGUGCUGAUCCCCUACAGUACCUGGAGUCUGACCUGGCUGAGACCAACCCCACUGCAUUCGCCCAAAAACUACAGUCUCGUCUGAAGAAAUCCAGCACUCGACGUUGGAAUAUCAACGGUUCACCUUUAAUUAAACAUCGAGAAACACCGUCUCCAGUCGAGAGUUCCGUGUCCAAGAUCUCGCUUUAUGCCAGGACCAACACUAGUUACAUUGAAGCAGAGAGUCCGCAUCUCCCUAAAGAUCUGGACCACUCGCUGGGAAUAGCACGAGAAGAGAUUGUGACAAAGGAAAAAGAAGUACUGGAGUGGCAAAGAAAGUAUGAAGAUAGCCGACAAGAAGUGGUGGAGAUGAGGAGAAUUGUUGCUGAAUAUGAGAAGACGAUUGCUCAGAUGAUCGGCAUGCCAGAGGAUGAUCAGAAAGAGAAGUCUCUGUCCCACCACACCAUCCAACAGCUGAUCACAGAGAAGGAUCAGGCCUUGGCGGACCUCAACUCAGUCGAAAAGUCUCUGGCGGACCUCUUCAGACGCUACGAGAAGAUGAAGGAAGUGCUGGAGGGCUUCCGCAAGAAUGAAGAGGUUUUGAAGAAAUGCGCUCAGGAGUAUCUGUCCAGGGUUCGUAAGGAGGAACAGCGCUAUCAGGCUCUUAAGAUUCAUGCAGAAGAGAAACUAGACAAGGCCAACAUGGAGAUCGCCCAGGUGCGGGCCAAGGCCAAGCAGGAACAGGCAGCUUACCAAGCCAGUUUGAGGAAGGAGCAGAUGAAGGUGGACUCUUUGGAAUGCACUUUGGAACAAAAGAACAAAGAGAUUGAGGAGUUGACAAAGAUCUGUGAUGAGCUGAUCGCCAAGAUGGGGAAGAGUUAGCGAACACACUCCAUGGGCAAGAAGAGUAGCUGUGGAAAAAACGACCCGGAAAAGGGAGCGGAUCCGAAAAAAGUCACCAUUUCCCAGACUGAUGGACAUCUGAGGCCAAAGUUGUUGUCAAGUUACAUUUCCUACUGAUGUUUGUGUAUAUAGAACCAACAGGAACAGCUUCCUAUGAAUCACUCUGUGCUUUUUGUUUGUUUGUUUUUUGCCGUUUCUGUGUUGUACCGUGUCAGGGGUUUGGUAAAGUAUUAGAAAAUGAACCAUAUCAGUGAUGAGUGCGUGUGCGUGCGUGAGGUUCCCUAACCUUUUCCAUAUUGGACUGUGUGUUUGUGUGAGGACGUGAGAUCUUUGUUUGUGGGUUCUAUUAUCUAUGAUGACGUUGCCAUGACAGCCACUGAGGGAGAAGACUGUUUACCCACAACAUUGUUGUCUCUUCUUAAUAACAAGAGAAUGAAAAAGAAUAAGACAGACUUAGAUUAAUCUAUAAAAUGUCGAUAUAGUAAAUUAUCUCAGUAGCUUCCUGCAUGUGAGAAAAUCUACUGUUAAUGUUUGUAUAUAAUGUAGACAUUGAGUCAUUGGAAAGAUUAAUCUGCAUUUUUUGAUAGUCAUUGCCUCAUUUUCACAUGCCCUCUUCAUGUAACCUUGUAGAUACUUAUCACAGCUUUCUUGAUUAAAUUGUGGGACUUUAUUUUUAUUUUAUUUUAUUUUGAUAUCAAGCCAUUUGUGACUGUAUUUAGUUGUGAGCAGGAGUAAUUUAAUUUUGGAUGGAUAUAUGUUCCAGUCCUGCUGUGGUUAUUGUGUCACACUGAGGAAUAACUACUGUACAGCAAUCGCUUACAAAGUGCAAUAAAAGAUGGCAAUAUAGCA